AUGUUUUCCAUAAGUUUAUUAAGGAGCCUUUCCACAUCCAUCAAGCAUAGGUUGAAUGCUCGCCUUCCAGUUUCCUUUAACGAAACAGACAUCAGCGAAAAGUUUAUUCGAGGAUGGGGGAAAGGCGGGCAGGCCGUCAACAAAUCUAGCAAUGCUGUCUAUUUGAAGCACCAUCCCACCAAUACCGAGAUCAAGUGUCAUAUGCAUAGAUCUCUUGAACUGAAUAGAAAAGAGGCCCGGAAAAUCCUGAUCAGGCGGCUUGACAAUGCCAUUAACGGGGAAAAUUCGUUGGAAUCAAUAGAGGGCGUUAAAAUCAAAGAAAGGAAAAGGCAAGCGGCAAAGAAACGUCGUCAGAAGGUAAAGUCCCGGUUUGAAGCAGAGGAUCUUGCAACUGGACAUCGGGAAGGCGCAGCAAUCACCACCGAUUUUGAUGAUAAUAAAGGCUCGUAA
Molecule: messenger RNA, 450 nt
Organism: Mitosporidium daphniae
Lineage: Eukaryota; Fungi; Microsporidia
Exons: 2
Coding region: 1-450 (149 amino acids)
Biological process (GO): translational termination
Cellular component (GO): mitochondrion
Molecular function (GO): translation release factor activity
Source: RefSeq, a predicted model, not a curated record